Messenger RNA from Galeopterus variegatus (Sunda flying lemur), 20070 nucleotides. It is a transcript of the gene PCLO, whose product is annotated as piccolo presynaptic cytomatrix protein. Gene Ontology annotation, biological process: protein localization to synapse; presynaptic active zone assembly. The transcript is spliced from 25 exons. Lineage: Eukaryota; Metazoa; Chordata; Mammalia; Dermoptera; Cynocephalidae. Gene Ontology annotation, molecular function: metal ion binding; structural constituent of presynaptic active zone; protein binding. Gene Ontology annotation, cellular component: glutamatergic synapse; GABA-ergic synapse; axon. Bases 244 to 15480 code for a protein of 5078 amino acids. The record is from RefSeq and is a predicted model, not a curated record.
UGAGGCGGCGUCCGGGAGGCGUCUUCUGCAAAGGUUGCCUGGCGCUGUCCAACAUGGAGGAGGCACCGGCCGCGGGCGUCACCUGCGAGCGGGACUAAUCCCCUCCUGGUGUUCCGUGCAGCGGUGGCCGUCCCGAGCACGCCUCGCGGCGGACCCCGGCUCCGGUUGCUCCUGUGGCCGCGGGCUUCUCCACCGGGACGCAGCGCAGGGAGGAAGCACGGCGGUUCCGAGUCCCCCUGAGCCAUGGGCAACGAGGCGAGCUUGGAAGGGGAAGGGCUCCCCGAAGGACUGGCGGCAGCGGUGGCGGCCGGAGGAGGGGCCGGUGGGGCGGGGAGCCCCUUGCACACCGUGAUCCCGGCCGGCAUGGAGGCGGAUCUGAGCCAGCUGAGCGAAGAGGAGAGGAGACAGAUCGCUGCUGUCAUGUCAAGGGCGCAGGGGCUGCCCAAGGGAAGCGGUCCCCCGGCUGCUGCGGAGUCGCCUUCCAUGCACAGGAAGCAAGAAUUGGAUAGUAGUCAUCCUCCAAAGCAACCGGGAAAACCACCAGAUCCUGGGCAUCCAGUUCAGCCUGGUCUCAGUAAAAGUAGAACUACAGACACUUUAAGGUCAGAGCAGAAAUUGCCUGGAAGGAGUCCUUCCACUAUUAGCUUGAAAGAAUCAAAGUCCAGAACUGAUUUUAAGGAAGAGCACAAGUCUAGUAUGAUGCCUGGCUUCCUGUCAGAGGUUAACCCUUUAAGUGCUGUCUCCUCUGUUGUAAAUAAAUUCAACCCUUUUGAUUUGAUAUCAGACUCUGAAGCAUCACAGGAAGAAACUACAAAGAAACAAAAAGUAACUCAGAAAGAACAAGGAAAACUAGAAGCAAUCACAAAACCUCCAUCACAACAACAAUCACCUAAGUCAGUUCCUAAGCAGCAAGGACCUGUUAGGGAACCACUUCAGCAAGACGGAGCUUCCAAAUCAAUAACUUCUCAGCAACCAGAAAAAGUCAAAUCACAACCUCCAGGUACAGGAAAGACAAUUCAGGGGCCAACCCAUACUCCCCAGACAGACCAGGAAAAAUUGCCACUUCAACGAGAGGUAACGAGGCCUCAGACUAAACAGUCAGAUGAAGUAAGAGGAGAAUCAAUUAAACCUUCACUGCAAAGCCCAUCCAAACCACCUGUUCAGCAAGCAAGUCCUGGAAAACCUUCAGCCCAGAAGCCUACACCUGAAAAACCACAGCCUGGGCCUGCAAAGCCUCCAGCUCAACAACCAGGGUUAGCGAAGCCCCUAGCUCAACAGCCAGGGCUAGUGAAGCCCCCAGCCCAGCCACCAGGAACAACAAAGCCUCCAGCUCAGCCCCUAGGGCCUGCCAAGCCUCCAGCUCAGCAGGCUGGCUCAGAAAAACCUUCAUCUCAACAGCCUGGGCCAAAGACUCCAGCCCAGCAGCCAGGACCAGCAAAGACCGCAGCCCAGCAGCUGGGGACACCAAAACCCACAGCUCAACAACCUGGCCCGCAAUCUCCAGCUAAGCCACCUGCAUCUACAAAGACUCCAGCUCAGCAGACUGGGCCAGCUAAGUCUCUGUCUCAGCAGCUUGGACCAGGAAAGACUUCAGCUCAACAGCCAGGCCCAGCAAAGCUUUCUAUUCAACAGCCAGGCCCAACAAAAACCCCUUCCCACCAGCCUGGCUCAACAAAGCCCUCAGAUCAGCAAUCUACAAAACCAGUAAGCCAAAGAGGGACAGCAAAACCUCUGCAAACACCACCAAUUCCUCCAUCUGCAGCACAGACUUCAUUACAAGGUCUCCCUAGAACCAUCUGUCCUCUUUGCAAUGCUACUGAACUUCUGUUGCAUGUUCCAGAAAAGGCCAAUUUUAACACAUGCACUGAGUGUCAAACUACUGUCUGUAGCCUAUGUGGUUUUAAUCCCAAUCCUCAUUUAACUGAGAUAAAAGAGUGGCUAUGUUUAAACUGUCAGAUGCAAAGAGCUCUAGGAGGUGAUCUGGCUCCAAUUCCAUCAUCGCCCCAGCCCAAACUGAAGACUGGCCCUGUUACUCCCACAUCGACAGUGAGCAAAUCAUCCCCACCGUCACAGCAGGCUUCCCCAAAGAAGGAUACUACAUCCAAACAGGAAAUCUCAAAGGCACCUGAAUCUAAAAAGCCACCACCACUAGUGAAACAACCAACGCUUCAUGGUUCUCCCCCAGCCACGGCCAAGCAGCCUGCUGUGGCAGAGUCCUCACCUAAGCCAGCACCUCCCAAAGAGCCUUCUGUCCCAUCUGAGCAGGCCAAGACCCCUGUUGCUGAUGAUAAACCAAAGCAGCCCAAGAUGGUAAAGCCACCCACAGAUAUUGUACCUUCAUCUGCGGAAGCAACAAAACCUGAUAUCCUGAGCUCCAGAGAACAGUUACAGGAUCAGGAGAAAACCCCUCCUCUAAAAAUAGAUUCUGCCAAACCCUCACAAAGUUUUCCACCAACAGGGGAAAAAGUCACUCCAUUUGAUUCUAAAGCCAUACCUCAACCUGCAUCAGAUUCAAAAAUUAUUUCACAUCCUGGACCUAGUUCAGAGAGCAAAAGUCAAAAACAAGUUGAUCUGGUACAAAAGAAGGAUGAACCUAAAAAAGCACAAACCAAAAUGAGUCCUAAACCAGAUGCCAAGCCAAUGCCAAAAGGGUCACCGACACCCCCUGGCCCACGACCUACCCCUGGCCAAACUGCCCCCACAUCUCAACAGCCCCCCAAAUCUCAGGAGCAGUCAAGGCGUUUCAGUCUGAGUCUGGGAAGUAUAGCUGAUGCUCCUAAGUCACAGCCUACGACUCCUCAAGAAACUGUGACUGGGAAACUCUUUGGGUUUGGGGCAUCAAUCUUCAGUCAGGCAUCGAAUUUAAUUUCCACAGCAGGCCAGCCUGGACCUCAGUCACAAAGUGGGCCAGGGGCUCCAACAAAACAAGCCCCUGCCCCUUCACAGCCACCUACGUCUCAGGGGCCACCCAAAUCCACAGGUCAAGCACCACCAGUACCUGCAAAGGUUACACCUGUGAAAAAGGAAACAAAAGCCCCAGUAGCUGAAAAAUUAGAGCCCAAAGCUGAACAAGAUCCAACAGUAAAAAGAACAGAAACAGAAAAGAAGACCCUACCCACUAAGGACAGCAAACCUUCAACGACUGAGCCACAAAAGGCUGUCCUUCCUCCAAAACCAGAGAAAACUCCCAAACCAAAAUCAGCCUGUCCUCUCUGCAAAAGUGAACUCAACAUAGGUUCUGAGGAUCCUCCUAAUUUCAGUACUUGCACUGAAUGCAAGAAUCGAGUUUGUAAUCUCUGUGGAUUUAACCCUACACCACACUUGACUGAGAUUCAAGAAUGGCUUUGUUUAAACUGCCAAACCCAGAGAGCAGUGUCAGGACAGCUUGGUGACGUGGGCAAAACACUACCUACGCCAUCGGGACCCAAAGCAUCCCCUGUGCCUAUACCUACAGAACCCCCAUCUCAGAAAACAGCAAUGCCUGCCCAGGUAAAAGUGAAAAAGAAGGAAGAAGAAGUAAAAACAGAAGCCGAAAAAGUCAUUCCAGAAAAAGUAAUAGAAAGACUUCCAGUUGAAAAAAUUCCGCAUAAGGCAACCACAGAUCAAAAACAAGAAGAUAGUAAACUAGUAAAAGACAAAGCUUCAGACAUUCAAGAAAAAAAACCACCCCCUGAAGAAAAAAAGCCACUCGCAGAAGAAAAGCAACUAACUCCUGAAGAAAAAAAGCCAUCUCCUAAAGAGCCACCCUUGGAAGAAAGAAAGCCAGCCUUGGAAGACAGAAAGCCAACACUUGAAGACAAAAAGUUAUUCCCAGAAGCAAAAAUAACAGCCCUAGAGGAGGAAAAGAAACAUGACUUACUUAAAACUGGAAUACAAAUUGCUGAGGAAAAGCCCAAAGGCAGAGAGGCUCCAAAGGCAAUACAAGAUGAAAAACAACCACAGACCGAGAGGGAAGAUUUACCAUCUACCAUGCCUCAGAGUUUGCCUAAGGAAGUUGAUAAGACAGCCAAAAAAAUAAAAGACCAGCCACAGGCAGCAUGCAUAGCAAAACCUGAUCGGGUGGAAUCUGGGAAAGAAAAAGCAGAAAAGGAAGAUGACAAAUCAGACAUCUCAACUUCUCAGCAGCCUAAAAGCCCACAAGGUCUGAGUGACACAGGAUAUUCUUCUGAUGGAAUAUCAAGUUCACUAGGUGAAAUUCCAAGUCUUAUUCCGAGUGACGAAAAGGAUUUGCUCAAGGGACUCAAAAAGGACUCUUUUUCACAAGAAAGCAGCCCUUCCAGCCCCUCAGAUUUGGCUAAGUUAGAAAGCACAGUCCUAUCCAUUUUGGAAGCUCAGGCAAGUACACUAGAUGAAAAGUCAGAAAAGAAGACACAACCCGAUGAGGUCUCUCCUGAGCAGCCUAAUGACCAACUGAAAACUCAGUUUUUAUCUGAAAUACUGGAAAUUACUAUUUCAGAAGAGGAGCUAAAGGAAAGUCAAGAAGAAAAGAAAGACACCUUUAAAAAAGAUAGCCAACAAGGCAUUCCUCCCAGUAAAGACCAAAAAGUAAAGUUGGAGUUUGUUGAUAACAUAACUACAAAAAGAGAGCCCUAUGAUUCAGUUGAAGACAGUAGUGAAAGUGAAAACUCACCUGUUCCACAAAGAAAACGGAGAACAAGUGUUGGUUCAUCAAGCAGUGAUGAGUAUAAACAGGAAGAUAGUCAAGGGUCAGGGGAAGAGGAGGACUUCAUUCGAAAACAAAUCAUAGAAAUGAGUGCUGAUGAAGAUGCUUCUGGUUCUGAAGAUGAUGAAUUUAUUAGGAAACAGCUCAAAGAGAUUAGUGGCAGUAGCAGGAGCCACAAGAAGGAAGAAACAAAAGGGAAAGGGAAAGUAACAGCAGGGAAACACAGGCGACUGACUCGAAAAAGUAGUGCAAGCUUUGAUGAUGAUGCAGGGAGACGUCAUUCAUGGCAUGAUGAAGAUGACGAAACGUUUGAUGAAAGCCCUGAAUGCAAAUACCGAGAAACUAAAAGUCAGGAAAGUGAGGAACUUGUAGUUGCUGGAGGAGGGGGGCUACGGAGAUUUAAAACAAUUGAACUCAACAGCACAAUAGCAGAUAAAUAUUCUGCUGAGUCAUCACAGAAAAAAACAGCUUUGUAUUUUGAUGAAGAACCAGAAUUAGAAAUGGAAAGCCUGACAGACUCACCAGAGGAUAGGUCAAGAGGAGAAGGAUCUUCUAGUCUUCAUGCUUCCAGUUUCACUCCUGGUACAUCCCCUACAUCAGUGUCAUCACUUGAUGAGGACAGUGACAGUAGCCCAAGUCACAAAAAAGGAGAAAGCAAACAGCAACGCAAAGCUCGGCACAGAUCACAUGGCCCUCUUUUACCUACUAUUGAAGAUUCUUCAGAGGAAGAAGAAUUGAGAGAGGAAGAAGAGUUAUUAAAGGAGCAAGAAAAGCAGCGAGAAUUAGAACAGCAACAAAGAAAGGGCUCUAGUAAAAAAUCAAAGAAAGACAAAGAUGAACUUCGAGCUCAGAGAAGGAGGGAAAGACCAAAAACGCCACCUAGUAAUCUCUCUCCCAUUGAAGAUGCAUCUCCAACAGAAGAAUUACGUCAGGCUGCAGAAAUGGAGGAGCUCCAUAGAUCUUCUUGUUCCGAAUAUUCACCUAGCAUAGAAUCAGACCCAGAAGGUUUUGAAAUAAGCCCAGAGAAAAUAAUAGAAGUACAAAAAGUUUACAAAUUGCCCACAGCUGUGUCUUUAUACUCACCAACAGAUGAGCAAUCUAUUAUGCAGAAAGAAGGUAGUCAAAAGGCGUUAAAAAGUGCUGAGGAGAUGUAUGAAGAAAUGGUGCACAAAACUCACAAAUAUAAAGCUUUUCCAGCUGCAAGUGAACGAGAUGAAGUUUUUGAAAAAGAGCCUUUGUAUGGUGGGAUGUUAAUAGAGGAUUAUAUUUAUGAAUCUUUAGUAGAGGACACAUACAAUGGAUCAGUAGAUGGCAGUCUGCUAGCAAGGCAAGAAGAAGAAAAUGGAUUUAUGCAGCAGAGGGGAAGAGAGCAAAAAACAAGACUUCCAGAGCAGAUUUAUGAAGAUCCUAUGCAGAAAAUUACAGACCUCCAGAAAGAGUUUUAUAAGUUAGAAAGCGUACAUUCUGUUGUGCCUCAAGAAGACAUUGUUUCAAGCUCUUAUAUAAUCCCAGAAAGCCACGAGAUAGUGGAUCUGGGUACUAUGGCAACUUCUACCAGUGAAGAAAAAAAAUUACUAGAUGCUGAUGCUGCCUAUGAAGAACUCAUGAGAAAGCAACAGAUGCAAUUGACACCUGGAUCCAGCCCAACCCAGCCUGCCAUUGGCGAUGAUGUGUCAGAGUCCACCACGGACUUUGACAGGAUGCCUGAUGCAUCUUUGACAUCAAGUGUUCUCUCAGGAGCGUCUCUUACAGAUUCGACCAGCAGUGCAACACUCUCUAUCCCAGAUGUUAAAAUAACACAACAUUUUUCAACAGAAGAGAUUGAGGAUGAAUACGUAACUGAUUAUACUAGAGAAAUUCAAGAGAUCAUUGCUCAUGAAUCAAUGAUUUUGACCUAUUCUGAGCCUUCAGAAAGUGCUACGUCUGUCCCACCUUCGGAUACACCUUCUCUCACAUCAUCUGUUUCUUCAGUUUGCACCACAGAUAGCUCCUCACCCAUUACUACCCUGGAUAGCAUAACCACAGUUUUUACAGAGCCAGUGGAUAUAAUAACUAAAUUUGAAGAUUCUGAGGAAAUUUCUUCAUCAACUUAUUUUCCAGGCAGCAUUAUAGACUAUCCAGAAGAAAUAAGUGUAUCUUUAGAUCAGCCUACCACACCAGAUGGUAGAACUAGUGUUGAUCACGUUAUGAUUUCCUUAUCUGAUAUGACACCUUCUAUCAUAGAAUCUGUAGGAACUAAACCUGAGGGGCCAAUUGUGGACACUAUUUCAACUGACUUAUCUUUAUCUGAAAAAGAUUCAAUGAAGAAAGCCAAGGACACUGGGAACAAGCUUAUUCUGGAAGUUUUGGAAGCCUAUAGAGAUAAAAGGAAAGAGUUUGAGGCUGAACUAACAAAAACUAGCUUACUGGAAACUGUUCUUGAUCAACCACCUUCUUCUGAAAUAGCCCUUCCAAUGAAGGAGCAGUUUUCAACUACAUACUUUAUAUCUGGAGAGGUCUUUGGUCAGGAAAAACCUGCACCUCAUUUACCACCUGGCCGUCCUUCUGCGUCCGCUCUUCCAACUAAAACUCGUCCAUUCUUCCGAAGUUCUUCUCUGGAUGUAUCAGCCCAACCUCCUCCUCCCCCACCUCCUCCUCCUCCUCCUCCACCACCGCCCCCUCCCCCUCCUCCACCCCCACUGCCCCCACCAACUUCACCUAAACCAACUAUUCAUCCUAAAAAAAAGUUAGCAGUUACAUCUCCAGUGACUCUAACAACUACAGCUGCACCUCUGGUUGAUUCUGUUACUACUGUGGAGACCACAGCCAUUCCAAGGAGUAAUGGGUCACCUGUAACAAAAGUAUGUACCACCACACCUCCUCCUGUUCCUCCUAAGCCAUCUUCAAUUCCAUCUGGACUUGUAUUUACACAUAGGCCUGAGCCAAGCAAACCUCCAAUUGCCCCUAAACCAGCAGUUCCUCAGCUUCCAAUAACUACACAAAAAUCAGAUAUACACCCCAAACCAACAGGUCUAUCUUUAACCUCAAGUAUGACCUUAAAUUUAGUGACUUCAGCAGAUUAUAAAUCGCCUUCCCCUACUUCCCCACUUUCUCCACACUCCAACAAGUCCUCACCGAGAUUUUCCAAAUCCCUCAUGGAAACUUACGUGGUUAUUACAUUGCCAUCUGAACCUGGGACUCCAACAGAUUCUUCAGCUAGCCAAGCAAUUACCAGUUGGCCCCUGGGAUCACCCCCCAAAGAUUUAAUUUCCAUUGAACCAGUGUUUUCUGUAAUUCCUCCUAUGAAAGCUACAGAAAUUCCACAUUCUUCAGAGCAGACCCUGUACAUCUCCGGAGUUUUGGAGUCAUUUUCUGCUGCACCUGUCACAGCACUGUCUUCAUUUCAAGCAGCUCCAACUUCAGUUCCACAGUUUCUCACAACUGAAGUUUCCAAGGCUGAGGUUUCCACAGCCAGAAGUACAGUCUCCAGUGUUGAUCUCAGCAGUGUCUCUAUUUCAAUUCCCCCAGAGCCUCUUGCUCUUGAUCACCUGCAUUUAGAGAAGCAUCAAUAUAAGGAAAAUGGAAAGUUGCAGCUUGUUGGUGAUGUCAUUGAUUUGCGUACAGUACCAAAAGUAGAAGUUAAAGCAACUGAAAAAUGUAUGGAUCUUUCUGCUUCUACAAUGGAUGUGAAAAAGCAGACCACAACAAAUGAAGUUUAUGGGAGACAAGUUAGUGCUGUCCAACCCUCUAUUAUAAACCUCAGUGCAACUUCAUCAGUGGUUACUCCUAUAUCCCUAGUCACUGAGAUCAUGAGUGUUGUCACAUGCACAGCUACUGCAAGUUACACUACAAGUACAGAAAGCGUAGUGGGUAUAGAACAUGCACCAACAGCACCACUCCAGCUUACUACAUCAAAACAUGCUGAGCCCCCUUACAGGAUGCCAAAUGGCCAGGCCUUUCCUACAGUUAGGGAGGAAGCACCCAUAAACUUAUCUCUAGGUACAUCAGCACAUGCGAUGACAUUGGCUGCUACAAAACCUGUCACUAUGCCUCCCGUAGGUGUCACAAAUGGAUGGACUGACAGUGCUACAUCCCAGGGGAUCCCUGAUGGGGAAGUGGUGGAUCUCAGUACAACAAAGUCUCAUAGAACCGUCGUAACAAUGGAUGAAUCUACUUCAAGUGUGGUGACCAAAAUAAUAGAGGAUGACGAAAAACCUGUUGAUUUGACUGCAGGAAGAAGAGCUGUGUGCUGUGAUAUGGUUUAUAAGUUACCAUUUGGAAGGAGCUGCACAGCACAGCAGCCUGCAACUACUCUUCCUGAGGAUCGUUUUGGCUAUAGGGAUGACCACUACCAGUAUGAUCGAUCAGGGCCAUAUGGUUAUAGAGGGAUUGGGGGAAUGAAACCUUCCAUGUCUGACACUAAUUUAGCAGAAGCUGGACAUUUUUUUUAUAAAAGUAAGAAUGCUUUUGAUUAUGCUGGUGGAACUGAUGCAGCAGUAGACCUAACUUCAGGGAGAAUUACAACAGGUGAGGUAAUGGAUUAUUCAAGCAAGACUACAGGGCCAUAUCCAGAAACACGACAAGUCAUUUCAGGAGCUGGGAUUAGUACCCCACAGUAUUCCACAGCAAGAAUGACUCCACCUCCAGGAUCCCAGUAUGGUGUGGGAAGUGUUUUGAGAUCUUCUAAUGGUGUUGUGUAUUCUUCAGUAGCGACCCCAAUACCCUCCACAUUUGCUAUCACCACACAACCUGGCUCCAUUUUCAGCACCACUGUGAGGGAUUUGUCUGGUAUUCAUACAACUGAUGCAGUAUCUGCCCUGCACCAGAACCAGCCAAUGCCUAGAUCAUAUUUCAUAACAACAGGUGCAUCUGAAACGGACAUUUCAGUAACUGGUAUUGAUAUCAAUGCCAGUUUGCAAACUAUUACUAUGGAAACUUUUACUGCUGAUACUAUAGACUCUGUUCCCACUUUAACCACAGCAUCUGAAGUAUAUUCUGAAGUGGUGGGAGAUGAAAGCACUCUUUUAAUUGUCCCUGAUGAAGGUAAACAACAACAGCAGUUAGACUUGGAGCGUGAGCUCUUAGAACUGGAGAAAAUUAAGCAACAGCGCUUCGCUGAGGAAUUGGAGUGGGAACGUCAGGAAAUUCAAAGGUUCCGAGAACAAGAAAAGAUCAUGGUUCAGAAAAAGCUGGAGGAACUACAGUCUAUGAAGCAGCACCUUCUCUAUCAGCAAGAAGAAGAGCGGCAAGCCCAGUUUAUGAUGAGGCAGGAGACAUUAGCUCAGCAACAGCUCCAGCUUGAGCAGAUCCAACAGCUGCAACAGCAGCUUCACCAGCAAUUAGAGGAGCAGAAGAUUCGCCAGAUCUAUCAGUAUAACUAUGACCCUUCUGGAACUGCUUCUCCACAAACCACUACCGAGCAGGCAAUUUUGGAAGGUCAGUAUGCUGCCCCAGAAGGCAGUCAGUUUUGGGCUACUGAAGAUGCAACCACCACAGCUUCAGCUGUGGUGGCAAUUGAAAUACCACAAAGCCAAGGAUGGUACACAGUUCAGUCUGAUGGUGUUACUCAGUACAUUGCGCCACCUGGCAUUCUGAGCACUGUUUCCGAAAUACCUCUAACAGAUGUUGUUGUAAAAGAGGAAAAACAACCCAGAAAAAGAAGUUCUGGAGCUAAGGUCCGUGGACAAUAUGAUGAGAUAGGGGAAAAUGUGGCAGACGAUCCCCGGUGUUUUAAAAAGAUAGUGGACAGCGGUGUACAGACUGACGACGAAGACAGUGCAGAUCGGAGUUAUGCCAGUAGGAGAAGGAGAACGAAAAAGAGUGUUGAUACAAGUGUCCAAACUGAUGAUGAAGACCAGGACGAAUGGGAGAUGCCCACGAGGUCAAGGAGAAAAGCUCGUGUAGGGAAAUAUGGUGACAGCACGACAGAAGCUGACAAGACCAAACCCCUUUCCAAAGUCUCCAGCAUAGCAGUGCAGACGGUAGCAGAGAUAUCUGUGCAAACUGAACCAGUUGGAACCAUAAGGACACCUUCGAUACGGGCACGAGUGGAUGCCAAGGUAGAAAUCAUUAAACACAUUUCAGCACCUGAAAAGACUUACAAAGGGGGCAGUUUAGGAUGUCAAACAGAAGCAGAUGCAGACACACAAAGUCCUCAGUAUCUGACUGCCACAUCUCCACCCAAAGACAAGAAACGCCCAACACCUUUAGAGAUUGGUUAUUCAUCUCACCUCCGGGCAGAUUCCACACUGCAACUGGCUCCUUCCCCACCCAAAUCUCCAAAAGUUCUUUAUUCACCCAUCUCACCACUUUCACCAGGCAAAGCCUUAGAAUCAGCCUUUGUACCUUAUGAAAAACCCCUCCCCGAUGAUAUAAGUCCACAGAAAGUACUGCAUCCAGAUAUGGCUAAAGUUCCCCCAGCAAGUCCUAAGACAGCCAAGAUGAUGCAGCGUUCUAUGUCUGACCCCAAGCCUCUGAGUCCAACAGCAGACGAAAGUUCCAGGGCUCCUUUUCAGUAUACUGAGGGCUACACGACAAAAAGUUCUCAAACCAUGACACCCUCUGGCACACAGAAAAAAGUCAAGAGAACUCUGCCAAAUCCACCUCCUGAGGAGACUUCCACGGGAACUCAGCCGACAUACAGCACAAUGGGCUCAGUUUCCAGGAGAAGAAUCUGCAGAACCAACACAAUGGCACGAGCCAAGAUUCUCCAGGACAUAGACAGAGAGCUUGACCUUGUGGAAAGGGAGUCUGCAAAGCUUAGAAAGAAACAAGCAGAACUUGAUGAGGAAGAAAAGGAGAUUGAUGCCAAGCUACGGUACCUGGAAAUGGGAAUUAACAGGAGGAAAGAGGCAUUAUUAAAAGAGAGAGAAAAGAGAGAGCGAGCCUACCUCCAAGGUGUAGCUGAGGAUCGUGAUUACAUGUCUGACAGCGAAGUGAGCAGCACCAGACCAACCCGAAUAGAAAGUCAGCAUGGCAUUGAGCGACCAAGGACUGCUCCCCAAACUGAAUUCAGCCAGUUUAUACCACCACAAACCCAAACAGAAUCUCAGCUAGUUCCUCCUACAAGUCCUUACACACAAUACCAAUACUCUUCCCCUGCUCUUCCUACCCAAGCUCCCACCCCCUACACCCAACAGUCCCAUUUUCAGCAACAAACUUUGUACCAUCAGCAAGUUUCACCUUAUCAGACUCAGCCAACAUUCCAAGCUGUGGCGACAAUGUCAUUCACACCACAAGCUCAACCUACACCAACGCCACAGCCUUCUUACCAGUUACCAUCACAGAUGAUGGUGAUACAACAGAAGCCACGGCAAACUACAUUAUAUUUGGAGCCCAAGAUAACUUCAAACUAUGAAGUGAUUCGCAACCAACCCCUGAUGAUAGCACCUGUUUCUACUGAUAAUACAUACGCUGUUUCCCAUCUUGGUAGUAAGUACAAUAGUUUAGACUUGAGAAUAGGUUUGGAAGAAAGAAGCAGUAUAGCAAGCAGCCCAAUAUCAAGCAUAUCUGCAGAUUCUUUCUAUGCAGAUAUUGACCAUCACACUCCACGAAAUUAUGUCCUAAUUGAUGAAAUUGGGGAGAUCACAAAAGGAACAGCAGCAUUAAGCACCACAUUUAGCCUUCACGAAAAGGAUCUGUCAAAAACAGACCGUCUCCUUCGAACCACUGAGACACGUAGGUCUCAAGAAGUGACAGAUUUCCUAGCACCUUUACAGACUUCCUCCCGAUUGCACAGUUAUGUAAAAGCAGAGGAAGACCCAAUGGAGGAGCCUUAUGAGUUAAAGCUUCUGAAACAUCAGAUUAAACAAGAAUUCCGUAGAGGCACAGAGAGCUUAGAUCACCUUGCUGGUCUUUCGCAUUAUUACCAUGCCGAUACUAGCUAUAGACAUUUUCCAAAGUCUGAGAAGUAUAGCAUCAGUAGACUCACACUGGAAAAACAAGCAGCAAAACAAUUACCAGCAGCCAUACUUUAUCAAAAGCAAUCAAAGCACAAGAAAUCACUGAUUGACCCUAAAAUGUCAAAAUUUUCACCUAUUCAGGAAAGUAGAGACCUUGAGCCUGAUUAUUCGAGCUAUAUGACUUCUAGCACUUCUUCUAUUGGUGGCAUUUCUUCCAGGGCAAGACUUCUUCAAGACGACAUCACUUUUGGCCUCAGAAAAAAUAUUACAGACCAACAAAAGUUUAUGGGAUCAUCUCUGGGCACAUUAGGAAAUACCAUACGAUCAGCUCUGCAGGAUGAAGCAGAUAAGCCAUACAGUAGUGGCAGCAGGUCCAGACCUUCCUCCAGACCCUCCUCUGUCUAUGGGCUUGAUUUAUCAAUUAAAAGAGAUUCUUCCAGCUCUUCCCUAAGACUGAAAGCUCAAGAAGCUGAAGCUCUAGAUGUUUCUUUUAGUCAUGCAUCAUCCUCUGCCAGAACUAAGCCUACCAGUUUGCCAAUUAGCCAGAGUAGAGGAAGAAUACCAAUUGUGGCCCAGAAUUCUGAAGAAGAAAGUCCACUCAGUCCUGUUGGCCAGCCAAUGGGAAUGGCCAGGGCUGCAGCUGGACCCCUGCCACCAAUAUCUGCAGACACCAGGGAUCAGUUUGGAUCAAGUCACUCAUUGCCUGAAGUUCAGCAACACAUGAGAGAAGAAUCACGGACUCGAGGCUAUGACCGUGACAUAGCAUUCAUCAUGGAUGACUUCCAACAUGCCAUGUCAGACAGUGAAGCCUACCACCUGCGUCGUGAGGAAACAGAUUGGUUUGAUAAACCCAGGGAGUCUCGUAUGGAAAAUGGACAUGGUCUGGACCGAAAACUUCCAGAAAGAUUAGUCCACUCUAGACCACUCAGUCAACAUCAAGAGCAAAUUAUACAGAUGAACGGGAAGACUGUGCACUACAUCUUUCCUCAUGCAAGGAUAAAAAUAACAAGAGAUUCUAAGGAUCACACAGUUUCAGGUAAUGGAUUAGGAAUUAGAAUUGUGGGUGGUAAAGAAAUUCCUGGACAUGGCGGAGAAAUUGGAGCCUAUAUUGCCAAGAUUCUUCCUGGGGGAAGUGCAGAACAGACAGGGAAACUUAUGGAAGGGAUGCAAGUAUUGGAAUGGAAUGGAAUUCCCUUAACUUCUAAAACAUAUGAAGAAGUACAGAGUGUCAUCAAUCAGCAAAGUGGGGAAGCAGAAAUAUGUGUAAGACUGGACCUCAAUAUGCUAUCAGAUUCUGAAAACCCACAGCAUCUGGAACUUCAUGAACCACCAAAAGCUGUGGAUAAAGCAAAAUCGCCAGGGGUUGAUCCUAAGCAGCUGGCAGCAGAGCUCCAGAAGGUUUCGCUGCAGCAGUCACCACUGGUUCUGUCAUCAGUCGUUGAGAAAGGGUCUCAUGUUCAUUCAGGUCCUACAUCAGCAGGAUCCAGUUCUGUUCCCAGCCCUGGGCAACCAGGGUCACCCUCGGUGAGCAAAAAGAAACACAGCAGCAGCAAGCCUACUGAUGCAACAAAAGUUGUCUCUCAUCCAAUUACGGGGGAAAUACAGCUUCAAAUCAACUAUGAUCUUGGAAAUCUCAUAAUACAUAUUCUUCAAGCAAGAAACCUUGUCCCUCGAGAUAACAACGGUUAUUCUGACCCUUUUGUUAAAGUGUACCUCCUUCCAGGGCGAGGCCAAGUCAUGGUUGUCCAGAAUGCAAGUGCUGAGUAUAAGAGAAGAACUAAAUAUGUUCAGAAAAGUCUUAAUCCUGAGUGGAAUCAAACAGUAAUUUACAAAAGUAUUUCCAUGGAACAGCUCAAGAAGAAAACACUGGAAGUGACAGUUUGGGAUUAUGAUAGAUUUUCUUCCAAUGACUUCCUGGGAGAGGUAUUGAUUGAUUUGUCUAGCACAUCUCACCUUGAUAACACUCCCAGAUGGUAUCCUCUCAAAGAGCAGACUGAAAGCAUUGAUCAUGGCAAGUCCCAUUCCAGUCAGAGCAGCCAGCAGUCCCCAAAGCCAUCUGUCAUCAAAAGCAGAAGUCAUGGUAUCUUCCCUGACCCAUCCAAGGACAUGCAGGUUCCCACCAUUGAGAAAUCCCACAGUAGUCCUGGUAGCUCAAAAUCAUCAUCGGAAGGCCAUCUCCGCUCUCACGGACCGUCUCGCAGUCAAAGCAAGACCAGUGUCACUCAGACCCACCUUGAAGACGCAGGGGCUGCCAUAGCCGCUGCUGAAGCUGCCGUGCAGCAACUCCGCAUUCAACCAACAAAGCCUACCAAUCACCGGCCUGCAGAAAGCUCCGUGUCCACCGGCUCCUCGGGCAGCAGCUUUGGCAGUGGGUAUAGCGUGGACAGUGAAGGAAGCAGCAGCACUGCCGGGGAAGCUAAUCUAUUUCCUAUUCCGAGGAUAGGAAAGACGGGACAGAAUGGACAAGAACCUGUAAAACAGCCAGGAGUGGGAGUAGGACUAGCAGAUACUGAAGUUAAAACUCAGGUAAUGGGAGAAAUCAAGAUUGCAUUGAAGAAGGAAAUGAAGACAGAUGGCGAACAACUAAUAGUUGAAAUUCUUCAGUGCAGAAAUAUCACCUACAAAUUUAAGUCACCUGAUCAUUUGCCAGAUCUAUAUGUGAAAAUAUAUGUGAUGAAUAUCGCUACCCAAAAAAAAGUGAUCAAGAAAAAAACAAGAGUAUGUAGACAUGAUCGAGAACCUUCAUUCAAUGAAACUUUUAGAUUCAGCCUGAGUCCUGCUGGACAUUCUCUUCAGAUUUUACUUUUCUCCAAUGGAGGGAAGUUUAUGAAAAAGACCUUGAUUGGUGAAGCCUGUAUCUGGCUUGAUAAAGUGGAUCUCAGAAAAAGAAUAGUCAACUGGCACAAACUUUUGGUCAGUCCUACUCAAACGCAUUGAAGAAACAUGUCUGCUCAGGGUACAGAAACUGCUCUAAGUAACCUCAAAUCAAUACUAUAGUUGGAUACUGUCGUGCUAAGCUAUGCUUUCAGGUGAAACUUGAGGAGGGGGAAAACGGGCAAAAACAUGCUUAAAGCCUUGUAAAUUUAUUUCUGUGGAACACAGAAAAAGACUCAAAGGAAAAAGUUCACAUAUUGACAAAAAAAAAAAAGUAAGAAAAACAGAGAGAAAGAGAGAGCUCUGAGACCUCGGAUUUCUCGUGGCUGUCAAGAGUAACUGUGAGAGAAUUUUUGAUUACUUAAGGCAAAAAUCUUUGAGCAGAGUUGAGCUGUAGCUAAAGACAGAGGUUCAAAGAUUAAUAUUAUUUCCAUUGCAGCACAAAGGCAAUCCUUUAAGCAAAGAAACUUAGUUGAAAUGAAAGAACUAAUGUAACAAAUAUGUUUUCAAAAGUUCAAAACUUUUUCUUCAUCUUAUAUUCUCAAUUGACUGUUUUGAGAUUCUGACACAAGAUACAUUUACAAUGUGUCCAGGACUGGAACUGAAGUAGCUGUGUUUAUAAGGAAAAUGAAACAGGAGAAAUUAUAGCUCUUAGACCAUAUUGUACAGGUUUUCUCUAUGUCUAAAUGUUAUAAGGGUGUACCAAUUUUGGAAUCCAUGUGGUAAAAGCACACUUGUUACAGUGUAAUUCAAAAUAAUGUAGAGUGAAAAUAAAAAUAUGUAGAAAUGAAAUUACACUUAUCUAGAAAAAAAAAAAAAAACCAUGAGUGGUUAACAAAGAAGAAUGUUGCCCCACAAAAUAUUGGAACUCUGGUUGAAAACAUCAAAAUCUCUAUCACUUACCAUUAAGUUAAGGCAUUUUCAGUUUAUAUACCAAAGGACCUAGAUUAAAUUGGUAUGUUCUAGGAAGCAUGAUAUCUUGUUCUUUGUGGGAUUGCAAAUAAACGCAUUAUCCUGCAUAUUUUCUUUCUCUUGAGUGACGUCUUGACAGAGAGAGAAAAUACUCCUUCUGACAAAUCAUGUUAAUCUUGUGACAUUGAUUUAUUAAAUUGCUGUCAUUUCCUGCUUUUCCAUAAUGAUUUUUUUCCCUUAAGUCAUUAAUUGAUUGUAUAAUGAAAACUCUGACACCAACUCAAGUUCUCUCUAGUGCUUUAUUUUUCUCCUUUAGUGACAAUAUCACAGUGAUCGAGUUCAUCAAUGUUGGGAAAAUAUGUGAAAAAUCAACAUUUAUUGAGGUUAAAAUAUACUUUGAGCUAUCUUAACAAUAUAGAAUAAAACAACCAAUGUCUAAGUCAUGAAAAUGAAGCAUCCUCUUCUCAUCCACCAACAACAUUAAUAAGUAAAGUUACACAGAAUUGAAGAAAACACACUCAAGCUGGGAUUAAAAACCUGGCUUCUGGUCUUGGUUCUACCAGUGUCUCUGCACAUGUCACCUUACAAAUUUCACUUACAUUCACUUUCCCCCAGUUUUCUUACCUGCAGAAUAAAAAUAAUUAUAUAUUCCUAGCCUUCCUAAUGGGAUGUUGGGAUGAUCAAAUGAAAAGAUCUAUGAAAAAUGAAAGCACAUUUCAAAAUACAGUUUUAUACACAGAAAUGAGGAAUAAUUAUGAUGUAGCUUUUUAAUUCUCAAAUUUUAUAUGUGAAAAACAUCUUCCAAACCAAUGGCAAGCAUUGGCAUGGAUAACAGCAGUAAAUGAGCUCCAAAACUCAGUUUUUAUUUAAAAUAUAAACUUUAUUUCACCUGAAAACACGUGAAGAAUUAAAUGCAAAUGACUUGCAAGCUUUGUUAUUCUAAAUUAAAUAAAUUAUACUAAUCUGAUCGCAUUCCCAUAUCUUACCCCAAAUAAAUGAUUUAAAUUGCUUCUCAGAGCACUCUGAGCUUAGAAGUUGCUGCUUUAAUCAAGGGUGAGGUGUUAGUGGGAUUAGAAGAAACCAUCUCCAAAGUAUUGGUUGAAUAUAGAAUUUUCUCAUUUUUAGAGAAAAAAAAUACUUUAAAUGUGAGAGGAAUGUAAAAUACUAAAAAUAAAAGAAUUUCUAAUAUAUCCCAGGCUAUAUACCUUUAUUAUAUUCAUAUAGAAAUACAAAUUCACUCUUCCUCAACCUAAGGAAGAUAACCAUCACUUUUCUUCCCUCUAUUUUUUUAUCCCCCUUCCCUGACAAUACAAUGUCAUCUACCAUUGAUAUUGCUUUGGAAUGAGCAUGGGGGAGGGGAAUCAUCAAAGAUAUGAUAUCGCUAAGAUUUUAUUUUUAGAGACUACUAGAUCUGCUGAUGGUUGCCAUGGAUAUUUCCAGCAGAAGCUAGCUCUUGAGGAAGCCUAUAAUCAUCACUUAUAAUUGGGAAAGAAAAGGGUCCAGGAAGAUCUCCUUCUAACAUAAAAAGGCUCUGCUAUUUGUCCUUAAAAGAAGACCCUGGCUUACCUUUGGUCCUCUUCUGCAGCCACUUGCAUCCAGGGGUAUGCAUGAGAGGUUGUAUGACAAGUUACUUCAUUCCAGUUGCAAUUUCAUUUAGAAUAAUGCAAAUUGAGGGACCACUGAAACAAAGAUCAUUCCUUGGUAGCUACUUAACCCAAAAGAGUAAGAGUCUUUCUAUUAUAGGUGCCCCUCCAUUCCAAGGAACUAGUGAUGGGGCUAGGUCAAUCAAGAGAGUUAACGACAGGGCUUCUUUUCGUGCACCAGCAUUCCCCUUCAGAGAGCAUAAGAUCCUGCCAGUGUGCCAAGUUUGCAGCUGACCAAACUCCUAGGUUGUACUGGAAUUAUUCUAUGCAACACUGAUCCUUAUAUGAAUGCAUUUCUUCUGAAUGAUGUUGAUUACCCUUCUUACAACAAAAUGUUUCUUUUUUAAUUGCAAAUAGGGCUCUUGGUGUUUUUCUUACUUUUUUGUAUAUAUCACAACACAUAAUUUUCCACUUUUUAAUUUAAUUUAAUUUUAUUGGAAUUAGCUUUUUUUUAUUCUUGAUAGUGACAAAGUUUGUAAUCUCUAGAAAGUAUGUGAUCACAUAUUACACAUUACAGCACUUUUACCUUAAAAAGCAUCUCAAUUUUUCCCACAAUUUCAUUGAGUCAUCAGAGACUGAAGUUGCUUCUUGGUUUAAAAUUUUGUCCUAAGGAAAUUUUCAUCUGUAGAAGCAAAAGCACAGAGUGAAUUUUUACAAAAGACAGGGAAUUAUAGAGUAGUCAUUACAGACACAGAUAACACUAGUAGCAAGAAGUUGCUUUCCCUGUUUUUACUUAAGAUUAAGAUUUUUGGGUGACUAUAAACUCUCUAUUCACCAUUUCAGUUUAAACAAUAAUAUCUAAGACUAAGAGGCAGCAAUGGUCUUUGCUCCUUAAUAUUACCCAUAUUUUAAUAAAUUACGCUAAUUAAAUGUAUAUUUUCAGCAUAUCAGUGGAAUUAAUUUUGUGGACCACACACAUUAAAACAGUCAUAUUGUGGGAAUAUUAUAGCUGGUAACCAGCUGAUAUUGAUUCUUAUCACAGGAACGGUUGUGAUGAUAGUGGUGGUAGCGGUAGUGAUACUAGUGGAGGUGGUGAUGUGAAGUAAAAUAAAAUAUGUUAUAUUGUGCCCAAUUUAUUAGAAAUUAUUUGAUCAAUACUUCAUUUCAUUAAGAUAUCAUAAAGAUGUUUAUAGUAUUUUUUUACUUUAUUAUUUAAAUCAUAUCUAACAAUAUUUUUAAAAACUUAUUUUCAUUGCUAUGAUGUCUAAUACCAAAAUCAGCCAACUACAGCUAUAUAUGUGUUUGUAAUUAUAUGUGUGACAGAAGUGAUUCUCCCUCUUUAUGAGCUUGAAAUGAAAGUGAAAGAAAGCUCAAUGAGUAAUUCUGAGCUGCUUCUUUAAUAAUUACUUGCCUUUGGUGUAAUACAAGAAUGAGUGAGUAAAACAGAUAUUCUCAUUGAAUAUGACAUAUUGAUAUUUUCUGUAAGUUUCAUGUUGAUAUUAUUAAAGGUACCAUUAAACCAAAAUCAUUUAAUCAAACUCCUUUUCUGAUAGGUAGAUUGAGAGCAUUUUCUUAAUUCAUUACCCUGUACAUAACUAUUGGUAAAAUAGACAAAGUUAAAAUAUUAAUUUCACUUGGCAUUCAGCAUGUGAAUAUGAUUACUGUGUGAUUGUGUCUGUAUAUUUGUUUGGUGAUGUGAUCAGGUGCUCCUACUACUGAUUAAUGUGUGUGCUAAUAUCCUAACAACACAUCUGAUGGUAAAGAAAGAAUUUUUUCUUGUCUGAAAAAAUAAAAACAAUAAAAAUUGAUUUCAAAAUUUAAAAAAUAAACUUGGAGAUAUGGCUUGUUUCUGACUAUAUGUUGCAUGCUAUGUUGGUAAUUUGCUAAUAUGUUCCUUUUUUUUGUUUUACCCAAAUAUUUCUGGAAAAUCUAUUGAACAAUUGCAAAUUCUUGAGCUAAAUAUUGUAUAAAUUGACCUGAAAAUACAUGAGAAUUGUAUAAAAAAAAAAAUGCUUGUAAAUCUGUCUUGAGUUUAACUUUAUGUAAAAAUAUGUCUUGGUUUUGUGAUUGUAUACAAGAUGUAUCUUGAUAACUUAUGUAAAUUGUGCUGUAUAAAGGCUGCUGCCUCAGCCUUACUAAUAAAUAUUGAAAAUAUCAA